Messenger RNA from Achroia grisella, 2493 nucleotides. It is a transcript of the gene Lgr1, whose product is annotated as lutropin-choriogonadotropic hormone receptor-like. The record is from RefSeq and is a predicted model, not a curated record. The coding region runs from base 251 to 2479 and encodes 742 amino acids. Gene Ontology annotation, cellular component: membrane. The transcript has 13 exons. Lineage: Eukaryota; Metazoa; Arthropoda; Insecta; Lepidoptera; Pyralidae. Gene Ontology annotation, molecular function: protein-hormone receptor activity; G protein-coupled receptor activity. Gene Ontology annotation, biological process: G protein-coupled receptor signaling pathway.
GUUCGCACGCACAAUAUCUUAUCUGAAAUCAUUAUGAAAACUCACGGAUCUCGGCGCUAAUGUUUUGUAAAAAAACUAAUGCCAUAAUUUAUGAUAUUGAUAAACAGUAUUACAGAAAUGCGUCACUGUGACAUUUAAAAUGAAGUGUUAUAAAUAAAUAAUACGAUGAGUGUAUUAAAAUAAAUUUCGAAUUUGACUCUUCAUUUUACGCCGUUUUAGUUGGAAGCUUUAAGGACUUGCCGUUUGCAAAAUGUAUUUUUGGAAAUUGCAAAUUUUUGCUGUAUACUUCUUUUUAUUGGUGAGGCGAUCAGCUCAGAAUAAUGUGGAGAUGAGCGACGAUAUAUCAGUGGAGCUGAUACAAACUAACAUCACCUGGCUGACGGCCAAGACAAUCCACCAGGCCGGGUACCAUCUACACUCCAUAGAGCAUUUGUCAGUUAUUGAUGCACCAAAAUUAGAACAUGUGGCCGUUGAAGAUUUAUCUAAAAUGCCCAGACUGAAAUCAUUAUUCAUAACUCAAGCACCUCUGCUACGUCGAUUAAAUGCAUUGCCGCCAAUGCCGGAACUACGCACAUUUAUGAUUACAACAUCGGGUCUUCUGGAAGUGCCCAACCUGAGUCGAGUGCAUUACAAGAAUAGGAAUAACUACUCUCUAUCUUAUCUUCAAGCUGUAGACUUGGAGGGUAACCACAUAAAACGCAUCCCGGCGCAUGCGCUCCGCGUCCGUGCCGAUCAAGUGUCUCUGAACUACAAUCUGAUCGAGGAAGUGCCAGCUUAUGCAUUCAAAUACGCUGAAAUAUCCAAACUAAGCUUCAGAGGGAACACCAAGUUACGUAAAUUGGACGACAAGGCAUUCUCUGGGAACCUGUUACUGCGUCAGUUAGACCUCAGUAACACAGCGAUCACCAGCCUCCCAACGGACGGACUGCAGAAAUUGCAAAUACUCAGAAUAGAGAAGACGCCCACUUUGAAGUAUAUCCCAUCCAUUUACGAGUUUCAGCACUUGGAGAAAGCAUACCUGACGCAUCAUUUCCACUGCUGUGCUUUCGCGUUCCCCGAGAGGCACGACCCCGCUAGGCACAAGACUUACGAGACGCAAAUCGCUCUGAUGGCAAAACAAUGUCAAGGCGCCGAGCAGAUCACAAUCUCAAGAAGAAGAAGGUCGUUGCAACCCAUCAGGUCUGUUCAGUUGAAUGAAAACAGCAAUGAAGCUCUAGAGCCAACAGAUGAAGAUAUGUCAGCAUCAACGUCGGGCGAAGUGUUUAGCACCUUCGAUGAGGACGACCAGGCGUACUCCGACAGCAAUGAGGAGUUCAUGGAGAAUUUCCACGAGUUGGUCAACAGUAACCUGACCAAUGGGUACGAGGCUAAAUGUGGAAACUUAAGUUUGAGUCGUCGCGAAGUGGAGUGCACGCCGCUACCCGACGCUUUAAAUCCUUGCGAAGACGUAAUGGGCUGGACUUGGUUACGCGCCUCCGUGUGGCUGGUGGUCACUGCAGCCGUGGUGGGCAACAUAGCUGUACUCCUGGUUCUACUCACGAACCACACUGAGCUGACCGUCCCCAGGUUCCUCAUGUGCCAUCUCGCUUUCUCCGAUCUGUGCACCGGCAUCUACCUCUUCAUGUUAGCCGUCGUCGAUCUUAGAUCUUACGGGGAAUUCUUCAACUACGCUUACAAUUGGCAAUACGGUGUUGGCUGCAAGAUUGCCGGUUUCUUAUCAGUAUUAUCAGGCCAGUUAUCAGUAUUCACAUUAACUAUAGUGACUUUAGAACGCUGGUUCGCGAUAACCUACGCUAUAUAUCUGGAGAGACGAAUCUCAUUGAGUGCAGCAUCCAAAAUAAUGAUAGGAGGGUGGAUGUUCUCCAUUCUUAUGGCUGGGCUGCCUCUAGCUGGUGUCUCGGACUAUUCAUCAACCUCCAUAUGCCUUCCAGUCGAAAGUAAGGACAUCGGGGACGCUGUGUAUCAGGGAUCUUUGUUCAUGACCAACGCUAUAGCUUGGGUGACAAUAGUGAUAUGUUACGUGCAAAUAUACAGAUCUUUGGGAGGUGGGGGGGAGAAGUAUGGAGGGAGAGGAUCAGCAGCGGCAGCAGAGCGGAAAAUAGCAAACAAAAUGGCGUUGCUAAUCGGAACGGACCUGCUUUGUUGGGCUCCAGUGGCGUUUUUCGGCGUCACCGCUCUAGCCGGGGUGCCGUUAGUGGACGUGAGCCACGGGAAAGUGUUAUUAGUGUUUUUUUAUCCAUUAAACGCUUGUGCGAAUCCGUUCUUGUACGCGAUUCUCACGAAACAGUAUCGUAGAGACUUUAUGACGCUUGUGGCGAGGACUGGAAAGUGCAAUUGGUUGGUAGACAGGUACAAGUUGGCUGCGACGCCGCCUCCUACCGCUCAGACGAACCCCUCAGCACCAGCGCUGCUCCCGCUGGUAGACUAUCAGAGAACUCAGUCUCAAAUUAGCAAAGGCAACGGGGAUAUUGCAAUUUAAUUUUAUAUUGUAGG